AUUUAAGAGCUCAAACAAAACAAAGUCCAAAAAACCUUCACACCCUGAAGCAGACAAACCACCAGAUUCCCAGCAAUUUGCAGCAAUGCUCUCAAACUACUUAGUGGAAUUCCUGGAUAUUAAAACCUGUCUUAUAGGAUUUUUACUUGUGCUACUACUUCUUGAUAUCUAUAGCAACAAAAGCCCAUCCAAUUUCCCACCGGGACCAUGGCCCCUGCCUUUUGUAGGAAACAUUUUCACUGGGGUUGACUUCAAGACGAUAGACAAGCUUGCUGAGAAGUAUGGAGAUGUUUUCAGCCUGCGUUGGGGAAGUCAGAAAACUGUGGUUAUCUCUGGACAUAAAAUGGUGAAGGAAGCUCUCAUUACUCAGCCAGACAGCUUUGCAGACCGUCCUGUUCUCCCUCUCUUUCACAAGGUCUAUAAGGGACUUGGUGUAGCUCUCAGUAAUGGGUACCUGUGGAAAAACCAGAGGAAAUUUGUCAUCACAAGCCUACGCCACUUUGGUGAAGGAAUCUUGGAGCUGAGUAUCCAGCAGGAGAGCAUCUUUCUGUGUGAUGUCUUCAAAGCAGAACAAGGUCCUUUUGAUCCUCAGUUUUUCCUGAACAACGCAGUCUCAAACAUCAUCUCUGCACUAGUUUUUGGCCAUCGGUUUGAAUACCAUGACCAGAAUUUCCUGAAUAUCUUGCGUUUGGAUGCUGAAGCGGUCGUUUUAGCAGGUUUUGCCCGAUCUCAGCUGUACAAUGUCUUCCCUCGCCUCUUUGAUUACCUUCCCGGCCCCCAUAAGACAAUUUUUGACAACUACGCAAAAAUAAUAGAGUUCAUGAAGGGAGAAGUAAGAAAACACAAGGAGGACUGGGAUCCCUCAAAUCCUCGUGAUUACGUUGACAAUUUCCUUUUAGAAAUGGAGAAGAAAAAGAGUGAUCCUGAAGCUGGAUUUAAUGUUGAUACAUUAUUGAUUGCAAUGCUGGACUUGUUUGAAGCGGGGACAGAAAGCGCAGCCACUACAAUGCGCUGGGGUCUAUUCUUCAUGAUGAAAUACCCUGAGAUACAGAAGAAAGUGCAGGACGAGAUUGAUAAAGUGAUCGGACAGUCACGCCAGGCCAGAAUCGCUGACAAAACCAACAUGCCCUACACUGAAGCUGUUAUUCAUGAGAUUCAAAGGAUGGGAAACAUUGUGCCUUUGGGUUUCCCAAAAAUGGCCACUAAAGAUACUGAACUGGGCGGAUUCUUCAUUCCAAAGGGCACAGCAGUGACUACAAACCUGUCAUCUGUGCUUAAUGACAAGAGUCAGUGGGAAACACCAGACACAUUUAACCCUGGGCACUUUCUAGAUGAACAAGGCCGAUUCCUCAAGAAGGAGGCUUUCCUGCCCUUUUCAGCAGGUAGGAGAGCAUGUGUGGGGGAGCAAUUGGCUCGGAUGGAACUCUUCCUGUUCUUUACCUCUCUGCUGCAGAGCUUCACAUUCUCUCCUUGUCCUGGAGAUGAGCUGAGCUUGGAGGGACAGAUGGGUUUCACAUAUGCACCCAAACCCUUCUGCAUCUGUGUCAACCCACGCUAAGAGCCCAUAUAUAUAUAGUAAUUAUAGUGCAUUUAUAAAUUAUUCAGUAUUAAUUUUGUUAUUUUUCAGCACGAUACAAUCCCAAAAUUAUUUUUUCCUCAUUAAUCUACAAUCAGUAUCCCAUAAUGACAAAGAGAAAACAGAAUUCUAGAAAUGUUUGUAAAUAAUUAUUAAUAAAAAGUAUGAACUAUUACAUAUACAAAAGUAUUGUACCUUUGCAACAACAAUUAAAAUUGAGCUCAGGUGCCUCCCAAUUCUCUUAAAUGUUGCUGAGAUUUCUUUUUAUUAAAAAUGUUGUGCUAUAAAUAAGUAACGGAAAAUGUUCGAGAAAUCGUCUUUCUCAGGGGAUUUCGCCAAUAUUUGUUUGCAUAAUUAUUAUGCAAUUAGAUAGAUUUGAUUCAAAGUAAACAAAAAUCUUUAAACAAAUAAAG
Molecule: messenger RNA, 1989 nt
Organism: Silurus meridionalis
Lineage: Eukaryota; Metazoa; Chordata; Actinopteri; Siluriformes; Siluridae
Product: cytochrome P450 2J2-like
Biological process (GO): xenobiotic metabolic process
Cellular component (GO): cytoplasm; intracellular membrane-bounded organelle
Molecular function (GO): oxidoreductase activity, acting on paired donors, with incorporation or reduction of molecular oxygen, reduced flavin or flavoprotein as one donor, and incorporation of one atom of oxygen; iron ion binding; heme binding
Source: RefSeq, a predicted model, not a curated record